AAAUCAUUUCAGGCAAUUCCAUUACUUUUGCGGAGGUAGACCGUGGAGAGACAGCUGUCAUUACAAGUUCUGGAAGGAGGAGGUGGACGUUACCUGUCUUCCGUGCCCGGAAAGAAAAGGAUCAUCUAUACUCGCGAUUUACUCCCCUCGGGCCUCCCUCGGUGCAGGAAUAUGAAUACUGCUUUCCUUUGGAAUCACUCUUCACUCCUACCAUCCAAAUCCUCGCCCCAGAGUUUGCCUCUUUCCAAUCCGAUUUCGUGUACUUCCUCUCCACUCUGCAGGUUCCCGUUGUCGUCGAGAGAUGCUCGCUAGUAGACCCUUCGUUGAUGCUUGUCGUUCGGAAUGCUGAAUUCCUCGUCAUCAGCACUGCCAUCCUCCUUGGGGAGGAAAAGGCCGCACUCCUCCACUACGGAAAUUCAGCAACAGCAGCAAAACGUUUCGCUACCGCAGUCCCAUCAGCGUGCCCCAAAUCUCUCAACCACUUAUUCCUCCUUUCGCAACGUCUCCGCUUGUAAUCGCUGCCGUCUUCGGAAAAAUCGCUGCGACCAGCGUCUUCCCCGAUGCCAAUCCUGUGAAAAGGCGGGCGUUCAUUGCGUGGGCUAUGAUCCAAUCACGAAGCGGGAGAUUCCGCGCAGUUACGUCUAUUUCCUUGAGGCGAGAGUUGCGUACUUGGAGAAACUGCUGGUAGACAAUGGGAUUGGAUUCAAAGAGGCCGUGGCCUUCGAUGAAGACGAGGCAGUUAAGGUGGAGACGGCGUCCGAUGGCGAUGCGCAGUCCCAAGCACAUCAGGCUGACGCAUCUGAAGUGGAUGUGACAACGGCCGACAGCGGUAAGAUGUUGAAGGUGAAACGGGACAAAGAUGGUUUCACGGAAGGGCCGCGCAGCGAUACGGGAUCCAGUGGACAGAAUGCAGAUCAGCACGAGAAGGAUGACAAUCAGAGGAUACAUAAUCUCGUCUCAAACAUUGGAAUGGUAUCGGUGCAGGGUACGUCAGACCCCCGAUAUCUCGGGUCCACGUCAGGGAUUUCUUUCUCACGUAUCGUCUUUGCCGCGGUCAAGAGCACCGUCUCCGGGAAUAGCACCGAGCGUGGUCCAAUCCGCCCCAAUGAACGUCUACCGAAUAGUGCAACGGGAAUGGCAGGGGGUAACAUGCGAGAUUCAUUCUUCGGGCUUCAGAAGAGACCGAUGAUGAAAUGUGCAUCGUUUCCCGAUCGAGAACUCGCCGACAAGUUGGUUGACCUCUACUUUGAACAUGCGAAUCCCCAAGUACCCAUCCUUCAUCGUGGGGAGUUUGUUGAAUUACUUGACAGUACAUAUGCGACGGAUGAGAAAGACCGAUCCCCGCGCUGCCUCUAUACGCUCAACAUUGUUUUCGCUAUCGGUGCGGGUAUAAUACUUGAAGAGAAGAAUCCAGCAUUGGAGGGCGAUAAACACGAUGGUGAUGCAUCCGUAUCAACAGGUGCGUCUAAGAGAGCGAGACUCUCCAGCCACCAGUAUCAACCGGAGGAGUACCAUGCAUCUGCGAUCGUUCACUUGGAGUCCUUUCUUAGCUCUUCGUCUGGAGACAGUUUUGGCGGCUUGGAGGAACUGCAGGCAGUACUUCUUCUAGCCAGUUUUGCUCUCCUUCGGCCCGUCGCACCGGGUCUCUGGUAUAUUGUUGGGGUUGCGAUGCGACUGGCUGUCGACCUGGGGCUUCAUUAUGAAGACGGGACAGGCAUAGACUACGUUGGAGAUGUGAGCCUUGAUCAUGCCACAGCUGUGAGCGAAGAAGAGAAGGGCAAGUUGCGCAUUGACAGCCGCGAACGAGGCCGGAGAGAGUGGGUGCGCGACCUUCGUCGGCGGCUAUGGUGGUGCGCUUACAGUCUCGAUCGUCUGGUGGCUACCUGCGUGGGCCGACCGUUUGGGAUAGCUGAUCAGGCAGUUACCACGGACUUCCCAUCCUUGCUGGAUGAUAAGUAUAUAACCAAGGCAGGAUUUAUCGCCGCCCCCGCGGGGUCACCAAGCUACAAAUAUGUUGCACACCACUACUUCAAGUUGCGAUUGCUCCAGUCGGAGAUCCAGGAUGUCCUCCUAAGCCAGCAGGCCCGCUUUGCGAGGAAAAGGGCAGGCAACACCGCGAGCGUCUACAUGAAUUCAGAUCUGCCCUCGCCCUUCCUUCAGGACUUCGACUCCUUCCGUUCGUGGAGGAAGGACAUCCAUCGUCGACUGGACGAGUGGAAACAUUCUUCACCCUCACGCCAUGACAUAGGCGUGCGGCUCCCCGUCGACUUCCUCGAACUGAAUUACUGGCAGACUCUCAUAAUGCUAUAUCGACAGUGUCUGACUGUUCCCCCGGAAUUGGCUAGCGAGCUCACACCCGCAGAGGAUGUUUCCAGUCCAUUUUCCAACAUGGAAGAUGCAGAUGAUGAAGAUGAGAUCUACAUUAACGUUGCCGAGGCGGGGCAAAAGGUUUUGAGGAUAUACCGUCAAAUGCACCAUCUCCGGUUGGUAAACUAUACCUACCUGGCUACGCACCAUCUGUUCAUGGCAGGAAUCUCAUUCUUGUAUGCAAUAUGGCAUUCGCCAGCGGUGCGGAGUCGCCUGACACUUGACGAUGUUGACUUUACGGUUCUUGCUGCCAUGUCUUUGCUAGGAGAUCUUAUGCAUAAAUGUCCGCCGGCAGAAGCCUGCCGAGAUGCUUUCGAACGGAUGAGUAAAGCUACUGUCCAAAUGUGCCUGUCUACAACUGGAUUUGGAAACCCAGUGGAAUCUUCCAGUGCGAUCACGUCGGCUCCCCGCCAGAUGAACCCCCCGUAUGCUGGUGGGUCAAGGUCUCAUGAUCGACAGCCAGAGCAACGGCAGCAACCAGGGCGUGCUUCCACGCGGCGCACGACCCAGUCUCGCCAGCCUCGCCCUCUCCCGAAGUUUGACAUGAACCUGGGAGACUUGUUCAACGACUCCAAUAGCCCACCCAAUGAAAAACGUCCCAACAGCGCGGGGGCGCAACCUUUACAACCUUCAUCCUACGUUCGACCGGAAUACGGGAACACCGAACGGUCUACCCUAGUUGUCCCACUGGACCAGACUUCCCGAACGUACCCUCAACGCGCACAAUCAGUGGAAUACUACUCGAACCCUGCCUCACCUCAAGCACAGCAAGCAUAUUACUAUGGAAACUCUCCGCAGAGCGCAUCCCCAGCGAGCAUAGCCGCUUCUGGUUAUGUAAACGGUCAGGCUCAGUUUCGAACGACAGACCAACAACUACAGCAAGAGAGUCAUGGCUCGAUGGCUUUGGAUUUUGCAAACUUCGAUUCUCGGCCUGUCGGACCAGACGGGAAUCCCGAUUAUGGAAAUUUCAUGUCAAAUUUCCCGCAAUCGGGGGCAGGGGCUGGGCAGGAAACGGGAAUUGACCUCGGGUUUGGACUCUCAGUGGACUUUCAACAUGACUGGAGUGAGGGAGCGAACUAUGAUCUCCUCGAAGGGUUUUUCUUUGGCGGGUCUGGAGGUGGUGGCCCGGGGUAUGGAGCUGGAGACGCGUAA
Molecule: messenger RNA, 3519 nt
Organism: Monascus purpureus
Lineage: Eukaryota; Fungi; Ascomycota; Eurotiomycetes; Eurotiales; Aspergillaceae
Source: the annotation of a GenBank genome assembly